Messenger RNA from Suncus etruscus (white-toothed pygmy shrew), 3073 nucleotides. It is a transcript of the gene CTBP2, whose product is annotated as C-terminal binding protein 2. Gene Ontology annotation, molecular function: transcription corepressor activity; NAD binding; oxidoreductase activity, acting on the CH-OH group of donors, NAD or NADP as acceptor. Bases 1 to 2757 code for a protein of 918 amino acids. The record is from RefSeq and is a predicted model, not a curated record. The transcript has 9 exons. Lineage: Eukaryota; Metazoa; Chordata; Mammalia; Eulipotyphla; Soricidae.
AUGCCGGUGCCUGUUAGGUACGGGCAGCUCGGGCGCUCUCAGAGCUGGGACGCGGCUGGCUGGUACGAGGGCCCGUGGGAGGACCCCGGGGCUCCAGGGAGGAGGAGUUCGCUGGCUGAUGGAGACGGCGCCUGGGAGGAGCAGCAGGACUGGGCCCCUAGUGGAGCCACCGGGCCCCCUUUCCCGAGGGAGGUCUGGUCCACCACGGCUGCCGGGAGGAAGAACUCAGCCCCUGACUUCACCGUGUUGGGCAGCAGACGGACUGUGAUCUCUUCAGGGGGCUCCCUGCGCCCACCAGAGCGUUACUGUGACAUGCCCGGGGCCGGGCGAGUGCCCCCUGAGCCCCGCCAGCCCGGAGGAGCCCAGACGAUGCCUGGGUUUGGGCUGCUGGGCGGCAGCCUGGCCUGGGAUCAAGUCCUACCGGACAUGAGCCACCUGCCCUUAGGCCCCGGUGGAGAUGAUGGAUUUCCCCAGGCCCCGAGGACACAAAGUCGCAGCCCUGCACCUGCUCGCUACCCUGGGGCACCCCCCAACAGCAGAUACAGUACCGAGGGCCUACCCUUCGCUGUCCAAGCCUACAGCAGCGUGGACUCUAGCAGGCAGCCGGCCCCGACCUGCCUGGUUGUGGACGCUGACAGUGGCAGGGCCCUGAACCGAGGCUUCGGGACAGCCCGGGAUAACUUGCACGGCCCGGCACCCUAUGAGAACUGUGUGGCUGGCCCGCUCAAUGCUCAGGCCCCUGGGGGCAGGAAUGCAGGGCUCCCCAGCUUCCUGGCCCUGCUGCGGAACGAGGGGUUGUCGGAAACCACGCUGGGCACCCUCCUCCAGCAGGGCUUUGACUGUCCGGCCGCCCUGGCAGCCCUGGAGGACGCCGACAUCAAGUGUGUGGCCCCCAACCUGGGCCAGGCCCGUGUCCUGAGUCAGCUGGUCAGCAGCUUCCGGCAGAGCCGGGUGGGACCCCUGCCCCGUGCCCACUCUUCCAGCUCGGGCCACCGCAGCGGUGAGCCCCAGGGAGACGUGGCCCCUCCAGUGUCCCCCCAUCCUAUGGGCCCCACUCGGCGCCCGGCCAGUGCCCCAGACCCGGCGGUUUCCUACACUACCCACUUCUCUGCUAAUGUGGGGUACGGCUCCCCUGCCCCUUGUGCCCUGACAGCCCGGUUGGGUCCCGCCUGUCCACCGCAGGCCGGGUUGGCCUUGGUGAUGGGAUCCCAGGGUCCCCGUGUCCCCGGCACCCGGCCUGCCUACCCCACAGCCUACACGGUACCUAUGGAACUACUGAAGCGGGAGCGGAGCGUGGCUGCUUCACCCCUGGCCAGCCCCCACGGCAGCCCCCAACUUCUGCGCAGGCCUGGGGUCCCCCUGGAGGAGCUGCCACCGGCUGCCCCGGGCCUGCACACACCGCACUCUCCCUACCAGAAGGUGGUUCGGCGCACGGGUGCGCCCAUCAUCGUGUCUACCAUGCUGGCUCCGGAACCAAGCAUCCGCCCCCAGAUCAUGAACGGGCCUCUGCACCCCCGGCCAUUGGUGGCGCUGCUGGAUGGUCGGGACUGCACGGUAGAGAUGCCUAUCCUCAAGGACCUGGCCACAGUGGCCUUCUGCGAUGCGCAGUCCACGCAGGAGAUACAUGAGAAGGUGCUGAACGAAGCUGUAGGUGCAAUGAUGUACCACACCAUUGCACUCACCCGUGAGGACCUGGAGAAGUUCAAGGCCCUGCGGGUCAUCGUGCGCAUCGGCAGCGGCUUUGACAACGUGGACAUCAAGGCAGCCGGAGAGCUCGGCAUCGCGGUGUGCAACAUCCCGUCAGCAGCUGUGGAGGAGACAGCCGACUCGACCGUCUGCCAUGUGCUCAACCUGUAUCGGCGUAACACGUGGCUGUACCAGGCGCUGCGUGAGGGGACGCGGGUGCAGAGUGUGGAGCAGAUCCGGGACGUGGCCUCAGGUGCCGCACGCAUCCGUGGGGAGACGCUGGGCCUCAUCGGCUUUGGUCGCACGGGGCAGGCAGUCGCUGUUCGAGCCAAGGCCUUUGGAUUCAGCGUCAUAUUUUAUGACCCCUACUUGCAGGAUGGGGUCGAGCGGUCCCUGGGCGUGCAGCGGGUCUACACCCUGCAGGACUUACUGUACCAGAGCGACUGCGUAUCCCUGCAUUGUAACCUCAACGAACAUAAUCACCACCUCAUCAAUGACUUUACUAUAAAACAGAUGAGACAAGGCGCCUUCCUGGUGAAUGCAGCCCGCGGCGGCUUGGUGGAUGAGAAGGCCUUAGCCCAAGCCCUCAAGGAGGGCAGAAUACGAGGGGCGGCCCUGGAUGUGCACGAGUCGGAGCCUUUCAGCUUUGCUCAGGGUCCCCUGAAAGAUGCCCCGAACCUCAUCUGCACCCCCCACACGGCCUGGUAUAGCGAACAGGCAUCUCUCGAGAUGCGGGAAGCAGCUGCCACCGAGAUCCGCCGGGCCAUCACAGGUCGAAUCCCGGAAAGCUUAAGGAACUGUGUGAACAAGGAGUUCUUCGUCAGCACGGCUCCAUGGUCAGUCCUAGACCAGCAGGCUAUUCAUCCCGAGCUCAAUGGUGCCACUUACAGAUACCCGCCAGGAAUCGUGGGUGUGGCGCCUGGGGGCCUCCCCGCUGCCAUGGAAGCCAUCAUCCCCGGCGGUAUCCCUGUCACCCACAGCCUCCCCACCGUGGCACACCCUUCCCAAGCGCCGUCUCCCAACCAGCCCACAAAACACGGGGACAAUCGCGAGCACCCCAACGAGCAGUAGCAGAGUGAUAUGCGGGAAGAUCCUUCAGGAACUGGGACCAAGAGAUGCCGGAGGUGAACCCGGAGUCCAGGCUCGUGCCAGGCUCGGGAACUGACCAAACCGCUGCAGCCCGACUGGACGAUGCUCAUGGACUGGGAUGCGGCCCGGGAGCAGCCGCUUCUGUUGUUGUGUGUUAAGUUUCUCAUCUGUGCAUCACAUCACAAAGAGUACAUCACAUCGGUAUUGCCCUGUGCCAGCCGCCCGAGGACACGGCAUGUCCCUGACGGUGCAUCAGCUGUGGGAGGGGAGGCCACGUGCCCCUGAGCCGAAACCCCCC